Messenger RNA from Solanum dulcamara, 707 nucleotides. Its product is annotated as B3 domain-containing protein At5g26805-like. The record is from RefSeq and is a predicted model, not a curated record. Bases 54 to 581 code for a protein of 175 amino acids. NCBI's taxonomy places the organism in Eukaryota, Viridiplantae, Streptophyta, Magnoliopsida, Solanales, Solanaceae. The transcript has a single exon.
CUCUUUUUCAGUGUUAUUUUUCUUGGGAAUUGUAUCCUUUCACAAUUUUCUCAAUGUCUGAUCAGAAGUCUUUGCUUAGCAUGAAGAAAACCUUCUUUUACAAUUUUUUUCCAUCAAAAACUGAAGAAGAAGCUUCCAAGGUUAAUAACACUCCAUGGGUAGCGACUCCAGAACUAGUGGAGAUAAGGGACUUAUACCCUGUCCCAAAAAUUGAUCUGGAAAAUCCGUGGCAGAUCAAGAAAAAGAUUACUCUUGAUGAGAUUGUUAUAAGAAUGUUGGUGAUUCCAUUUUUCGAGAUGUUUGAGUACAUUCUUCGAUACUGGACUUUGGAUAUGGCCAAAAGUUUGGAGAACGGGUGUGGGGUGUGUGUUGACGCGUGGGAUGUAACUGAAGAGAAUGUACCUAAGAAGUAUGUAGGUGGAAGUGUUUGCUUAAGGAAGCUGUGCAAUAGUGAUUAUUCUCUUUCAUGCGUUGAAUUGUUCAACGGUCGUGGAUUAGGUGUUGGUGAUGAAAUUGGGCUUUAUUGGGAUCCUAGAUCUUCAAAUUUAAUGUUCAAAUUACUUUCUCAGGCUCGUGCUUAGUGAAAAGGUUAAAGAAUUUAGGACCAAAAACAACAUAUCUUUUGUUUAGUAUUACUCUUCCAUAUAAUUGUAAUAGCUGAAGAUUUGAUUUUGAAAUUGGAAUAAUUGCACUAUGGAGUAUAAUGA